Helianthus annuus (common sunflower) is the source of this 1074-nucleotide messenger RNA. RefSeq names its product (R)-mandelonitrile lyase 1-like. Bases 1 to 984 code for a protein of 327 amino acids. NCBI's taxonomy places the organism in Eukaryota, Viridiplantae, Streptophyta, Magnoliopsida, Asterales, Asteraceae. Gene Ontology annotation, molecular function: oxidoreductase activity, acting on CH-OH group of donors; flavin adenine dinucleotide binding. The record is from RefSeq and is a predicted model, not a curated record. The transcript has 2 exons.
AUGAUUGAAGCUUGGUAUCGUUGGGUCUUUUAUAGCCAUAUUUCUCCGUAUCUAACUUGUUGGGAUCAUAAAAAGGCUGCUAACUUUUCUAUCAAUUCUCAACCAAUAUCUGCGGUUGGAGUUGUAUACCACGAUUCAAACGGAAAAUAUCACGAAGUUCAUGUAAGAACGGAUGGAGAGGUAAUUUUGAGUGCCGGAGCCAUUGGAAGUCCACAACUUUUGCUGCUAAGUGGACUCGGGCCAACUUCGUACCUUUCAUCCUUGAAUAUUCCUGUUGUUCGGGAGCAUCCUUUCAUCGGGCAGUUCAUGGCUGAUAAUCCACGAACUGGGGUAAAUAUCUUGCUUCGAGAUUCAAUAACAGAUUUAGGCCUCCGUGUGGUUGGGAUUACUGAAAGUGGACCAUACAUUGAGUCGUUUUCAGUCCCCCCAAACACACCUCUCACGAGUAUCAUACCUUUUGUGGGUUCAGUGGCACUUUUUAACUCAAGUGUGCAGAUAAUUGGUGGAAAGAUUACUAGGCCUAAAUCAAAAGGUUCAUUACAUCUCUUAUCUGCUUCCAAUGUAACGGUUAGCCCAAGCGUCCGCUUUAAUUACUACAAUCACACCGAAGACAUAAAUCAAUGCUGGAACGCUGUGGAAGUUAUUAGAAAACUGUUGGCUACUCCAACCAUGGAAGAGUACAAGUUCGGUGGACAAGAUUUCAAAUUUAUUGGGUUGCCGUUACCUGAGGAGUCAUCUGACUAUGAGACCACUGCGAGUUUCUGUCGUGACACUUUGUCCACAUAUUGGCAUAUGCAUGGUGGAUGCUUGCCUAACAAGGUGGUUGAUAGCCAUCUGAAAGUCAUCGGGGUUGAUUCUUUACGAGUCGUCGAUGCUUCAACAUUUUUUAACUCACCGGGAACAAAUCCUCAGGCAACCAUUAUGAUGUUGGGCCGGUAUAUUGGUGUGAAAAUGCUUGAAGAGAGAGCAGCAAUCCGUUCUUAGAAUACAUCUAAUGUAUUGUAUCUCAUGUGUCAUUUAUGUCUUACUUCCGCCUUUUAAUAAUAUCACGUUAACUAAUAAGAUUAGUUUAAA